Molecule: messenger RNA, 1257 nt
Organism: Penicillium odoratum
Lineage: Eukaryota; Fungi; Ascomycota; Eurotiomycetes; Eurotiales; Aspergillaceae
Gene: pgkA
Product: phosphoglycerate kinase pgkA
Exons: 3
Coding region: 1-1257 (418 amino acids)
Biological process (GO): gluconeogenesis; glycolytic process
Cellular component (GO): cytosol
Molecular function (GO): ADP binding; phosphoglycerate kinase activity; ATP binding
Source: RefSeq, a predicted model, not a curated record
AUGUCUCUCUCCAACAAGCUUAACAUCACCGACGUUGACCUCAAGGACAAGCGUGUCUUGAUCCGGGUCGACUUCAACGUUCCCCUCGAUGACAAGUUCAACGUCACCAACCCUCAGCGCAUUGUUGGUGCUCUGCCCACCAUUAAGUAUGCUAUUGACAACGGCGCCAAGGCCGUUAUCCUGAUGUCCCACCUGGGCCGCCCUGACGGCAAGGUCAACCCCAAGUACAGCCUCAAGCCCGUUGUUCCCGUGCUGGAGGAGAAGCUCGGCAAGAGCGUUAUCUUCACCGAGGACUGCGUCGGCUCCCAGGUCGAGGAGACUGUUAACAAGGCCUCCAAUGGCCAGGUUAUCCUGCUGGAGAACCUGCGUUUCCACGCCGAGGAGGAAGGUAGCUCCAAGGAUGCCGAGGGCAAGAAGGUCAAGGCCGAUAGUGCCAAGGUUGCUGAGUUCCGCAAGGGCCUGACUGCUCUUGGUGACAUCUACAUCAACGACGCCUUCGGUACUGCCCACCGUGGCCACAGCUCCAUGGUCGGUGUUGAGCUUCCCCAGAAGGCCGCCGGUUUCCUCGUGAAGAAGGAGCUGGAGUACUUCGCCAAGGCUCUUGAGAACCCUGCCCGCCCCUUCCUCGCUAUCCUGGGUGGUGCUAAGGUCUCCGAUAAGAUCCAGCUGAUUGACAACCUGCUCCCCAAGGUCAACAGCCUGAUCAUCACCGGUGCCAUGGCCUUCACCUUCAAGAAGACCCUCGAGAACGUUAAGAUCGGUAACUCUCUGUUUGACGAGGCCGGCAGCAAGAUCGUCGGCGACAUCGUCGAGAAGGCCAAGAAGUACAACGUUGAGAUCGUCCUGCCGGUCGACUACGUCACCGCUGACAAGUUCUCUGCCGACGCUACCGUCGGCGCUGCCACCGAUGCCACCGGUAUCCCAGAUGGUCUCAUGGGUCUGGAUGUUGGUCCCGAGUCCGUGAAGCUGUACCAGAAGACCAUUGCCGAGGCCAAGACUAUCCUCUGGAACGGACCCCCUGGUGUCUUCGAGCUGAAGCCCUUCGCCAACGCUACAGAGAAGACUCUCGACGCGGCUGUGGCUGCUGCCCAGUCCGGCGCUAUUGUUAUUAUUGGCGGUGGUGACACUGCUACCGUCGCUGCUAAGUACGGUGUUGAGGACAAGCUGUCGCACGUUUCCACCGGUGGUGGUGCUUCGCUUGAGCUGCUCGAGGGCAAGGACUUGCCUGGUGUUGCUGCUCUGUCCAGUAAGUCUUAA